AUGGUUCCAAACGGAUUUCUUAGUUUUGAGGAUGAACAGUUUAUAGAGUCAUCAGUUGCCAAACUAAAUGCCCUGCGGAAAAGUGGCCAAUUUUGUGAUGUCAAACUUCAGGUUUGUGGCCAUGAAAUGUUGGCACACAGGGCAGUUCUUGCAUGCUGUAGUCCUUACUUGUUUGAAAUUUUCAAUAAUGACACCGAGUCUCAUGGAAUAUCUCAUGUUAAGUUUGAUGACUUGAAUCCAGAAGCAGUAGAAGUUCUGUUAAACUAUGCAUACACUUCACAGCUGAAAGCUGAGACGGAGUUGGUAAAAGAUGUUUACUCUGCAGCAAAAAAGCUUAAAAUUGAUCGUGUAAAGCAGGUGUGUGGUGAAUAUUUAUUAUCCAAGAUGGAUGUAGAGAGCUGCAUCUCAUACCGUAACUUUGCAAAUGUGAUGGGAGAUUGGCGUCUUUUAAGCAAAGUAGACAUGUACAUUCAGGAGCAUCUUCUUGAAAUUUCUGAACAAGAUGAUUUUCUUAAGCUGCCUCGACUUAAAUUGGAAAUAAUGCUAGAAGAAAAUGUCUCCCUUCCAAAUAAUGGAAAGUUGUACACAAAGGUAAUCAGCUGGGUUCAGCGCAGUAUAUGGGAACAUGGAGAAAGCUUGGAGACUCUGAUGGAUGAGGUACAGACGUUGUAUUACUCCGCGGAUCACAAGCUGCUUGAUGGACAUGUCCUGGACAAACAUAAUGACAUGUUUGCUGGUGAAGAAGAUGGUAUACAGUUGGUUCAGAAGAAAUCUCCUCGUGAAAGUGACAAGCACAUAAGCAGUGGCUCUUCUGGAAUUUCUUCUCCUUCAAGUAUUGCUGCACCAAACCCCAAACAUGAAUGGAAAAUGAUUGCAUCAGAAAAAAAGUCAAAUAAAGCCUACCUGUGUCUGGCUGUUCUUAACAGCACAUUAAGUGUUAUCUUCUUGCAUGGCCGCAACACCCCUUUGAGCUCCCCAUUAAAUACUCCACGUCUGAUGAAAAGUUUAAGUCUUGAAAUACCUCCAGAUGACUCGAAUGACAAAAUCAUGUCACCAAUGCAUUAUGCGCGUUCUGGUCUGGGAACGGCUGAACUGAAUGGCAAACUAAUUGCAGCAGGUGGCUACAACAGAGAAGAGUGUCUACGUACAGUUGAAUGCUAUGACCCAGAAAGUGACACCUGGACAUUUCUGCCUCCAAUGAAAACACCUAGAGCUCGGUUUCAAAUGGCAGUUUUAAUGGAUGAACUGUAUGUUGUCGGUGGAUCAAAUGGUCAGUCUGAUGAUCUUAGCUGUGGAGAGAAAUAUGAUCCUAAAGCAAGUGCGUGGACACCUUUUCCUGAGCUCAGAACAAACCGUUGUAAUGCAGGUGUUUGUGCCCUCAAUGGAAAGUUAUAUAUUAUUGGAGGGUCAGAUCCUUACGGCCAAAAAGGACUUAAAAAUUGUGAUGUGUUUGAACCCUUUACAAGGUCAUGGACAAGCUGCGCUCCACUUAACAUCCGAAGGCACCAGUCUGCCGUUUGUGAACUGGACAAUCAUAUGUAUAUCAUUGGAGGUGCCGAAUCAUGGAACUGUUUAAAUUCAGUAGAGCGGUACAAUCCUGAAAAUGAUACUUGGACCUUAGUAGCACCUAUGAAUGUUGCUCGCCGCGGUGCUGGAGUUGCAGUUUAUAAUGGUAAACUUUUUGUAGGAGGAGGUUUUGAUGGCUCUCGUGCACUAAGCUGUGUGGAAUCGUAUGACCCUGUGAAAAAUGAGUGGAAGAUGGUUGGAAGCAUGAAUUCUUCGAGAAGCAAUGCUGGUUUAAUAGCUAUAGGAAACAACAUAUUUGCUGUUGGUGGAUUCGAUGGCAAUGAAUUCUUGAAUACAAUUGAGGUUUAUAACACUAGUAUAAAUGAAUGGAGCACGUACACCAAAAUGUGCAGAUCUAAAGCCUGGUAG
Molecule: messenger RNA, 1935 nt
Organism: Staurois parvus
Lineage: Eukaryota; Metazoa; Chordata; Amphibia; Anura; Ranidae
Source: the annotation of a GenBank genome assembly